GGCCGGCGCCUGCACCCUCCGCGAUCGGAGGAAUGGCCAGGGAGCGUUGCUCCGUAGUGUUUUUCCAUCCUCGAGGACAACGCGCGCGAAAACGCGGCGACGAGAAGUGAAGUGGUGAGAUACGUGAAAGCUAAUUAUUAUCGCUUGACAGGAACGAUAGAUCGUGUCGCGCCGGCGGCCACAUUACUUUCGAUUCCGCCCUCGUGGGUUUGCCCAGGGACCACCAGGCGACACCGAGGAUCUGUGUUCGUGUGAUGGUGUCCGUACUCGCGUAUGGAUUUUCGACAUGGACAGCAAUCCCUGAGCAACGAGCUGCACUGCGAUAGCUUUACUAAGAUCGCCGGCGAAUUGGCUUACUUCGUCAAUAGACGGACCCUCCUGAAUGAGAGCUUUCGCGUAUCUCAACGGGAUACUCUCUGGUUGUCGUAAUCGCGGCGGCACCGGCAGAAAGGGUCGUCGCCACAAAAUAGAGAGUCACGCGUGAUCGUCUUUAUAAUCACGUCGGAGAAAUCAGCGGAAAACGAUACUCUUGGGCGAUGGCGAACUUCAUUAAUUCGACAACACAAUUUUUCAACGAUGCGUACGACUAUUACCUCUGGACUCUGUCCCUCGCAGAUGAAAGAUCGAGGGGCUGGCUAUUGGUUGAUUCGCCGAAACCGACGUUAAUAUACACAAUGCUGUACCUCUUUAUCGUCUGGGUGGGUCCUAAGAUCAUGAAGAAACGGAAAGCUUUCAAAUUAACGUGGGCUUUGGUGCCUUACAAUCUUGCCAUGGCCUGUCUCAAUGCUUAUAUUGCCAUUCAGUUGUUCGUAGGAUCAACAAGGUUACGAUAUAGUUACGUGUGCCAGCCUAUAAGGCACAUUACGCGUCCCGAUGAACUUCAGAUCGCUGACGCGGUUUGGUGGUACUAUUUUAGCAAGCUUCUGGAAUUUUGCGAUACGUUCUUCUUCAUUUUGCGAAAGAAGGACAAUCAAUUGAGUUUCCUCCACGUCUAUCAUCAUUCUACCAUGUUCUCGUUAUGGUGGAUCGGUAUUAAAUGGGUACCGAGCGGAUCCACUUUCCUACCAGCGAUGGUGAACAGCUUCAUUCACGUGCUGAUGUACUCGUACUAUGGACUCGCCGCGUUAGGUCCUUCGGUGACCAAGUACCUCUGGUGGAAGAAGUACUUGACAAUCCUCCAGCUCAUCCAGUUUACGACUGCUUUGAUUCUGGGAAUCAAUGGCAUUCGAUCGGGAUGCGACUUUCCUCUCUGGAUGCAGUACGCUCUCGUAAUUUACAUGCUCUCUUUCAUCGUCCUGUUCGGGAACUUCUACGCCAAAGCCUAUAUCGCAAAGGGUAAACAAGUGUACGCCGAGAAACGGCUUGAGAGGCUAAGAGCCAUGGAGAAGGCGUCGACGAGUACACAACUCGACGGUGCGAUCAGCAAUGGAAAGGUCGCGAAUGGACACACGAACGGAUACCUGAACGGCUACACGAAUGAUACAUCUAAGAAGAUCCAAUGAGGCGAUUCUCCUCAAGGAUGUCCCUAUCGGGAGAUCCAAUCUACGAUACUCGCGACGCAAGACGAAGAAGAAACAGUUAUUAUAGACAUUAGUCGGCGUCGGGCAGUGCGUCGUGAUCGACAAAAGUAGUUUAACAAAAAAAAAAUAAAUAAAUAAAAACGAAAAAGGGGCAAGGGGAAAAAAGAAAUGGAUUUUUCGCUUAGAUCCCGCACGUUAUCGGGUUUGUGCUUUCGCGAGGCGAAAAUUAGCACCGUGAUUCCAAAGUUAAAGGAUCAGCAUUUGUACAUUCGCGGCACCAUGCUGAUUCUAGCAACUGUACAUAUUAACGAAUAUUCACUGAAAAAGCGGUCUAAUACCGAAUGCGUUUUGUAGCGAUUAACGCGACGGACCUGCAAGGAUGAGAGUUCGCACAUGAAUAAAUAUGUAUGAAACUGAAGUGGAAAGAUUUAUAUAUUAUAUGAGGAGUCAGGUAAAUAUCAAAAUAUUGUCAGAAAAGUAAACGAUCUUUCUUUCAAGGGACAGUCAUAUAGAUAAGUUUUCAGUUUGUGAAAAUAAAUUUUUCCCUAAAUGUAGGAUUAGCCAGAAAAAUAAUUGUAACGGAAGGAGAAAGGUGCGUAUGUGUGCAUGUAAAUAAGUAAACGGACUGUCAGGGAAAAAAGAGGAGACGAAAAUGCGAGAUUUUUUUUUUUUAGGACGAAUGAAUGAUAAAUUUGUGAAAAAUAAUUGUAACGGAAGAUUAUCAUAAGAGGAUUGAAAGAGAGCUACAUUUCUUAAAAAGAAUUAAAAAUGAAAUUUAAUGCAACUUCAGUUUGUGAAAUUUUUGAUAACGAAAUGUAUGUGAGUGUGUGCAUAUAAAAACUUCUCGAUCAAACUUCGCAAGUGCCGUUUCGCGAACGAGCAACAGUAUGAAUUAAUAUUUAGAGGUCCCAAUUCGGAAAGCCUAUCACGCAGCUAUAUUCCUGAUUGAUCCGCACAGAAACGGGGAGAUACGCGAUACACGGAGGUUUGCCCGCUUUCGUCAAACUAUACUGCUACGUUUAAAUCAAAGAGGAUCUAAUUCUCUUUGGUUCAAACAUAAUACAAUCGACUGAUGAUUUCUAUUCGUUUUUAAAUUUAAUAAAAAAAA
Mycetomoellerius zeteki is the source of this 2628-nucleotide messenger RNA. RefSeq names its product elongation of very long chain fatty acids protein 4. Bases 537 to 1502 code for a protein of 321 amino acids. Gene Ontology annotation, molecular function: fatty acid elongase activity. The record is from RefSeq and is a predicted model, not a curated record. Gene Ontology annotation, cellular component: endoplasmic reticulum membrane. NCBI's taxonomy places the organism in Eukaryota, Metazoa, Arthropoda, Insecta, Hymenoptera, Formicidae. Gene Ontology annotation, biological process: fatty acid elongation, monounsaturated fatty acid; very long-chain fatty acid biosynthetic process; fatty acid elongation, saturated fatty acid. The transcript is spliced from 7 exons.